Messenger RNA from Periophthalmus magnuspinnatus, 2800 nucleotides. RefSeq names its product cyclin-dependent kinase 2. Gene Ontology annotation, biological process: regulation of G2/M transition of mitotic cell cycle; regulation of gene expression; signal transduction. Gene Ontology annotation, molecular function: ATP binding; cyclin binding; cyclin-dependent protein serine/threonine kinase activity. Gene Ontology annotation, cellular component: cytoplasm; nucleus; cyclin-dependent protein kinase holoenzyme complex. NCBI's taxonomy places the organism in Eukaryota, Metazoa, Chordata, Actinopteri, Gobiiformes, Gobiidae. The record is from RefSeq and is a predicted model, not a curated record. The transcript is spliced from 7 exons. The coding region runs from base 309 to 1205 and encodes 298 amino acids.
GGGAAAGACCAGUGUGUUGUUUUCAGCUCCAGAAACACCUCGCUAACCCACGUCCCCAAAAACUACCGUAAACAAAUGAUUUAAAGGCGUAUAUUUACCUAAAUCCUGACCGACUGAAGAGGUCAAACGUCGGACUCAUUUCUCCAGCUUUACCGGGUCGGAAUGUCGCGAUUAAGUUGAGUUUUAUGCCCGGUUUCUCUGUUCCGUUUGCCGAUCCAGCGUUAGCUUCAUCCCGCACAAAGAAUCAGAGCAGGGGCUAAGCAGGGAACAACAAAACAGAAAGUUAUUUUAUUUUGAACUUUUAACAAAUGGAUACGUUUCAGAAAGUGGAAAAGAUUGGAGAAGGCACGUACGGAGUGGUUUAUAAGGCAAAGAACAAAGUGACCGGUGAAACUGUCGCGUUGAAGAAAAUCAGACUUGAUACGGAAACAGAAGGCGUCCCCAGCACCGCAAUAAGAGAAAUCUCUCUCCUCAAAGAGCUCAGCCACCCCAAUAUUGUCAAGCUUCGAGAUGUGAUCCACACAGAGAACAAACUUUACCUGGUGUUUGAGUUUCUUCAUCAGGAUCUGAAGAAGUUCAUGGACUCUUCCUCAGUCACAGGGAUCCCUCUGCCUCUGGUCAAGAGUUACCUGUUCCAGCUGCUGCAGGGCCUGGCGUUCUGUCAUUCUCACAGAGUCCUGCACAGAGACCUGAAGCCUCAGAACCUGCUCAUCAACGCUCAGGGAGAAAUCAAACUGGCCGACUUCGGUUUGGCCCGAGCUUUUGGGGUCCCUGUGCGCACAUACACACACGAGGUGGUGACCCUGUGGUACAGAGCUCCUGAGAUCCUCCUCGGGUGUAAAUAUUACUCCACAGCUGUCGACAUCUGGAGCCUUGGCUGCAUCUUUGCUGAAAUGAUUACCAGGAGGGCCUUGUUCCCAGGAGACUCGGAGAUAGAUCAGCUGUUCAGGAUUUUCCGGACUUUGGGGACUCCGGACGAGACGGUGUGGCCCGGAGUGACCUCGAUGCCUGACUACAAACCCUCGUUUCCCAAAUGGGCGCGGCAGGAUCUGGCCAAAGUGGUGCCUCUGCUGGACGAGGACGGAAGGGAACUGCUUGGAGAAAUGUUGACCUAUGACCCCAACAAGAGGAUAUCUGCCAAGAACGCUCUGGUACACCGCUUUUUCAGAGACGUAACAAUGCCAGUGCCGCACCUCAGACUCUGAACUCAACAAAACAACAACAAAACUGAGCUUUAAUCCCAAAAGUUUGAGCUACACGGACCAGUUUAAGAACCCAAGACCCUCUGUCAAUCCGGACCAAAACUGACCACUCCAGCGGUCCAGCAUUUUGUGGAUUUUGUCUCUCCAGUUUUGAGAAUAUUUCUCACUGUUUUUCCAGCAAGUGCCGUCUUUGAUAUGGAUUACAUUUGUAGUUUAGUGAACCUGAAGGUGCAUUAUGUAACUACUGCUACCGCUUAGUUUAAAAUAACCCACAGUAUGGCAUUGAAUGUAUUUAUAGCAAUGGCGAUGAGCAGACGUGUGAUGCCACCAGCCCAAGUUACAGGUCAGAUCUGUGGAGAGGUGACCCUGCUCACAGUAACAAUGCGUGUUUGUCAAGUUAUUUUUGAGCCUGUACUGGCAUUUUGCAAGAUGGAUACAUUUAAUGCCAUGCUGCGGAACAUUCUAGAGCUUGCAUAUCUAUAGAGCCAAGCAUUUGACAGCCUCCGCCAGAAAAGCUCCAUAGUGCACCUUUAAAUGAAAUCUUUAUUAGUUCAGAUGUAUUAGUGUAGAUGUUGGUUAGUUAAGGUUAAGGGAUAGUGCAAAUAUCAAAGCCAAUGGGAAGUCUAAACCUCUAAAAACGCAGAAUAUCCAAGUAAUGAUAAAGAUAGAAGCCAUAUUCUAUUGUGAAAUUGAACACUUUUUCAUAUAUCAUUUAUUUUUUCAUAUAUUUUUUGGCAUAGUAUUCACUUAAACAAGACAAAAAUCCGGAUUAAACAUGGACUACCUUUUUAGUGUAACAUUUUUGAAUUUAAAGUCGCUGUACCUGAUUUUUACUGUUUUGAAAAUGUGAAAAACAGCACUAUUUCAUUUUAAACGGUUUGCAGUAAUUCAGAGUUAUUCCUCACUUACUUUAUGCAUUCUGAGCAUGCUAAUUGAUGAGUUUAUUAGUGCUUUUUACAACUUUCAGAGUUUUGCCGUGACGGUAAAGCUAACAACAACUAGCAUACUAACGUGCAGCACUUCCUGAUUAUCAGACAACAUAACGCUUUAUAAUUAGAUGCAGACAGUACCUAUUUUGCUUAUACGAUAUAUGGGGCAAGACCAUUUUUGUUCAAAUACAUGAAAUAAAUUGAGUACAGGGACUUUAAAAUCAAUGAAAUAACUUGAAAGUCAAAUUUUUAUAAAGCAGUUUACAAAGUCACUCAUAGACGGAAAACUUUGAAAGGAUGUCCAGUUUCUCAAUAGUUCUAUAGAAUAAUAUAGUGAUCUAGACCUUUCCAAGAUGGCGGCUCCCCAAAUGGAGUAUUUUCAUUUCUUUUAAUGCCUUAUAUAAAUUAAACUUGUACAUGAAGAUUUCUCAAAGUGGCACCUUUCUGUAGUUAGUCCCGACUCUGGCUCGGCUGUUUCCUGGCAGCGUUUUGUGCCGUUGCGUCAUUUUUCCACAGUUUUUCCUGUACAUAUUUGUGACUCUCCAACGUUCCCGAAGUGAUUUUACUGGAGUUGAAGUCGUUGAAAACUUCUCACUCCAUAAAUUUUAACAGUUUUAUAAAUGUUAUUUACAGUUUGAAAAAAAUAAACUUGUUUAAAUAACUGUAAAA